Messenger RNA from Labeo rohita (rohu), 3620 nucleotides. It is a transcript of the gene gjb8, whose product is annotated as gap junction protein beta 8. NCBI's taxonomy places the organism in Eukaryota, Metazoa, Chordata, Actinopteri, Cypriniformes, Cyprinidae. The record is from RefSeq and is a predicted model, not a curated record. Gene Ontology annotation, biological process: cell communication. The transcript has 2 exons. The coding region runs from base 147 to 947 and encodes 266 amino acids. Gene Ontology annotation, cellular component: connexin complex.
AAAUCACUUCAUCUCACUCUCAAGAACACAAAGAAUCUCCGCAAGUGAAAGGACUGCUUUUUGACUCCCCCUGGACGGAUAUAUAUCAUGGAUUUGAUCUAAAUCAAUUUGUAGGCUAACAGGAGCUGAGAGCAACAGUAGACAGGAUGAGCUGGGGAGCACUUUAUGCCCAGCUGGGAGGGGUAAAUAAACACUCCACCAGCUUGGGAAAGAUCUGGCUGUCUGUCCUCUUCAUCUUCCGCAUUUGCAUCCUUGUAAUUGCCGCUGAAACAGUCUGGGGAGAUGAGCAGUCCGACUUCACCUGUAACACACAACAGCCUGGAUGCAAAAACGUCUGCUACGACCACUUCUUUCCAGUCUCCCACAUCCGUUUCUGGUGCCUGCAGCUCAUCUUUGUGUCUACACCAGCUUUGCUGGUGGCUAUGCAUGUGGCGUAUCGCAAACGCAAUGUAAAGAAAGGACUUUUGGCCAAACGAGCUGCCGGCGUGAAAGGGGAUGACCUGGAGAGCCUGAAAAAGAGGCGUCUACCCAUCACUGGGCCGCUGUGGUGGACCUACACCUCCAGCCUGUUCUUCCGGCUCCUUUUCGAAGCUGGAUUCAUGUACGCUCUGUAUUAUGUCUACGAUGGGUUUCAGAUGACACGUCUUGUGAAGUGUGAGCAGUGGCCCUGUCCCAAUAAAGUUGACUGCUUUAUCUCACGACCAACAGAGAAGACAGUCUUCACCAUUUUCAUGGUGGGAUCUUCUGCCAUUUGCAUUGUGCUUAAUGUGGCUGAACUGGCCUACCUGAUUGUCAAAGCAUUGCUGAGGUGCUCAGCCAGAGCCAAAGGAAGGCGGGCGUUCGUUCACCAAGAUAAAAUGUCCACAGAAAAGGCAAACUUACAGAACGAAAAGAACACAAGGUUGCUUUCAUCCGCUUCGGACACCUCAAGCAAUAAGACUGUUUAAGAUUAUCCUAACAUCCAGUGACUAAUAGGUAACAGGCUUAUAGAUGACAGUGUUUUAACUUUUCUAAUGCCAUUAGAGUAUUAGUAUGUGUUUUGUACCUUGUUUUUGACAACCUGAGAAUACAAGAAAGCCACAAACCUGCCAGCAUGCUUCAUUCCAAAGCUGACAUUCCUCCCCUAAGCUAAAAGACAAUUAAGGCACAUGGCACUGCAUUGUCUGGGAAAAUGUUGGAGGUUGUUGAAUUUCAUUUUCUACAUUACUCAAAAGCCAGUCACGUCUCUCUCUAUGGCAUCUGAAAAGCCCAAGAGUGACUCCUAGUGGUCACAACGACGUAAAUGAAGUUCAGAGAUCGUCUUUGCACAAAAAUGAGCGUCCUUUUUUUUGAGGGAUCUUUUAUUGUAUAUAAAUGCUUCUUUUUAAUUUUACAAGAUAAUUAGUUCUGCUUUGUUUACGCAAUUUCUUUUCCUCUUUCUGUUACCCAUCAACAGUUUGACUAGCAAUCUCAUUUAUAGAGCUGAGUUUUGUGAUGUAUGUUUGUAUUUUGUGCUUACUUUGGUACAUCAUUUAAAUGUUUUUAACAAUGGCACAUCUGUGUGUAGUUUUAAGCCGUCUUUCAAUGUUAUCCGCAUUGACCACCCUGCUGAAAAAAAAAAACACAGUAGACACAUCACAAAAUUUGUAAUUAUUUUACUGGUUAUAAUGGUACUUGUACUGGUUUUAAUGGAAACUGUAAUGAACCUUGAUGGUUUUUACUGCACUCUAAAAAUGCUGGCCUAAAAACAACCCAAUUUGGGUUAUUUGGCAACCCAGCGGGUUGGUUUAAAUGUUUUUACUCAACAUGCUGGGUUGUUUUGAGUUGACUAUUGUUUAAAAUUAUUAUAUUGCUGGCUUAAAAUAGGCUGGAAAUUUAAAAUCACAAACAGAAUUAUAGAGGCAACAGCAAUAAUCAAAAGAUGAACAUUUAUUAUUAAGCAAGAACACCCAUGGACAAAAAUGUAAGACAAAUUACAUUUAUUUGGGUGAAUACAGCAUAGUUUACAAUAUUACAUGCAUUUCAACUAGUUUAACAAACAUUUUAGAAAGAAAAAUGUAACAUGAAGCAUUUUAAUUCAAGUGUAUUCAACCAUUCUCUUUAAUCACUUUUCACCGAAAUAGUGCUAAUUCUGUUGCCGAAAAUCUGAGCCGGUGAUGGGCUGCUGUUCACCGGGGGAACUAUGAUCCUCAGACCGCCGCCUCGCAUUUCACUCGUAGCUGAAAGAUGCCGUGACUGACACAACUUGCCCACAAACAAACAGAAUUGAGAUUAGACAACAUAUUUUAACAUCACAAUAAAUGAAAUUCAGUAUUAUGACGAAUAAAAUAAGUUUAUGUUAUGCAAGGUAAAAAAGGCAUUUCCAUCAUGCAAAACGACUGCUGCUGACGCAUUUAGCUGACUGACAUCUCGUCCUUGUAUGUUGCGUUGCAUAAACUAAUAUAAUUUACAGCAUAGUAAAACUUUAAAUGUAUAAAAACCUUUAUUUUGCUAAAGAAGUGCACCAAAUCAGCAGUGCUGAGAACCGCUCUCUCCUGUAGAGGACGCAAAAAGUCUGCGCACUGACUGCAACUCAGCAGCUGGGUUGUUUCGUCUGAGACCCAGCAGCUUAGUUACAGAAAAACUGUAAAAAAGAAAAAUCUAGUACCUGGGUAAAAAUAUUGAAAAUAACCCAAUAAAAUGGCACAACAAGCUGAACCCAGCAUCUGGGUUUAAAAAAAUAACCCAGCGUUUUUUAGAGUGUGGUAAUUGGUCGCCUUCUAUUGGUGGCUUGUUAAACCAUUAAAUCUUAAUGGAAUGUUCCAAAACACACCACAGAAAAUCAUUUUUAACGGUUUUGAUGGUUAAAAGUUGAUGGUUUGUAAUAUUUGUAUUUGGUUAUUUCUGUGAUGGUUUCUACCCUGAUAGCAUACAUACAUCAUGGAGACGUCUGUUUGACAUCUGCAUUUACAUCUGGAAGACGUACUUUUUAGAGUGUUUGCUUAUCAGCAAAUCGUCUAUAGGAUGUUUCCUAUCAGACGUCAGAUAGACAUCUAUUUGAUGUCUUUAAGAUGUUUAUGAUUUAGAAUGUGUGUAAAACUGACAUCCUACCGACAUCUGUCAGAUGUUUGUACACAGCAGAUGCUUUCCAGAUCAAGUGAUCUUUAACAGACAUCUUGCAGACGUACGUGUGCUAUCUGGGUAUUGUUUUUUUCUUUCAGCAGAGCCCUACCAGGGAUUUUAUAUCAGUAUACAGCAGUGCCUAAUGAAGUUGUCAACAAAUAAGGCUGUAAUGGCUUGAGAAUGUUUACUAACGGUGCGUACUCUGUGGCCUCGUGUCAGUCCAUCUUCCUGUUGACAGGUGAGAGCUUGUGGUCUCGAUCUUCGUCAGCUGUCCAUUAUCUUCUGCCUCUUUUUUCUCCUCUCUCUCAGAGUGUCGAAACAUGUCAGCGGUGACCAGUUUUGUUUUUAAGGCUGUAAUUGAACCGCGGGAAUUAUUGUUUCCAAAGUUUCCACAUGGUAUUGAUGGAAUCUUCUGCUGUUUCCUAAAGCGAGCUGUGAUCAUUUUUGAUAGCCAACUGAUUGUAAAAGUACAUUUCUUUGUAAUUUUGGCUAACAACUUAUCUUUAUACGAAUAUCUUAAUAAAAAUUAUUCAAUGUUU